AUGGGAGACAGUGAGACAGCAGUCGCCCCCGAGCCUAUGGUUACUGAAUAUGCAUCAGCUGGCUAUAACAAUACAAUUCCGAACCCGAGUGCUUAUGCUUCUGAAACUGCCGAAGGAGGGUAUGGAGCUGCAUCAGAAGCAGGUUACAGUAUGCCAACCGGUGUGAGUGCAGCAGCUGAUGGAAGUGCGUAUGGUGCAGAUCCUAAUUCCGUUUUGCAUGAUGCCCAUGGGAAUGCUUAUCAGGCCAAGAAUACUACUGGUGUAGGUGCGGCCACCGAACAUGCGCCUGCAUCUGUAAAUGGAAACAUAGGUGGUGAAGGGAAACCUCUGACAACAGUUGAGAAUGGGAGUUCUGCAGAUGAUAUGGGUGCGGCAGCCACUACGCAACAGUCAUUGGAUGGUUCUGUUCCUGCAACAUCACCUGAAGAGGAUCGGUUGUGGAACACUGUUAAGGCCAAUUCAUUGGAUUUUGAUGCAUGGACUGCAUUGAUAGAUGAAACUGAGAAGGUCGCAUGGGACAAGAUACUAAAAAUUAGAAGAGUUUAUGAUGCUUUCUUGGCUGAAUUUCCAUUGUGCUAUGGUUAUUGGAAAAAGUAUGCUGAUCAUGAGGCACGCCUGGGUGACAUGGACAAAGUAUUGGAGGUGUAUGAGAGAGCUGUUCUGGGGGUGACAUAUUCAGUGGAUAUUUGGUUGCAUUAUUGCACAUUCGCCAUUAGUACAUAUGGUGAUCCAGAGACUAUUAGAAGGCUUUUUGAACGAGGGUUAACAUAUGUUGGAACAGAUUAUUUGUCUUCUCCGCUUUGGGACAAAUACAUUGAAUAUGAGGAAAUGCAUUCAGAGUGGGCCCGGGUUGCAUCAAUAUACACCAGAAUACUGGAGAUCCCAAAUAAACGUCUGGAUGAUUAUUUUAAUAGGUUUAAGGAAUUUGCUGCAAGUCGACCUCUGUUGGAAUUAAGAUCUGCAGAGGAAACUUCUGCUCCUCCGUCUGGUCAUUCUGAGAAUGGUAGCCAAGCAAGUGAAGGAGUUGUUCAUCCUAAUGAACAAGAAGACUCUUCUAAACCUGUAAAUGCUGGCUUAACAGAAGCAGAGGAGUUGGAGAAGUAUAUCGCGCUUAGAGAAGAGAUGUAUAAGAAAGCUAAAGAGUUCGAUUCUAAGAUCUCUGACUUCGAAAAUGCUAUCAGGAGGCCCUACUUUCAUGUGCGGCCUCUAAAUGUUGCAGAGCUUGAAAAUUGGCAUAAUUAUUUGGAUUUCAUCGAAGGACAAGAUGAUCUGAAUAAGGUUGUCAAAUUAUAUGAAAGGUGCCUAAUUGCCUGUGCAAAUUAUCCCGAGUAUUGGACACGCUAUGUCUUGUGCAUGGAAGCCUGUGGAAGUAUGGAUAUAGCUGAUAACGCUCUUGUUCGUGCAACUCAAGUAUUUGUAAAGAGACAGCCAGAUAUUCAUCUAUUUGCUGCCCGAUUUAGAGAGCAGAAUGCAGAUAUACCUGGUGCUCGGGCAGCAUAUGAACGAGUGCACACUGAGAUUGCACCUGGGCUUUUAGAAGCAAUCAUUAAGCAUGCAAACAUGGAAUAUCGGCUUGGGAAUCUUGAAACUGCUUUCUCUUUAUAUGAACAAGCCAUUGCCAUUGAAAAAGGGAAAGACCAAUCCCAGGUGCUGCCAAUGUUGUAUGCACAAUAUUCUCGAUUUGUGUAUCUGGCUUCUGGAAAUGCGGAGAAAGCAAGGGAAAUUCUAGUUACAGCUCUCGAUCAUGUCCCAUUUUCCAAACCCCUACUUGAGGCGCUUAUACAUCUGGAGUCAAUUAUGUCCCUUCCAAAACGAAUUGACUACUUAGAUUCCUUGGUUGACAAGUUCAUUGCACCUAGUUCUGAUAGUACUGCAAGCCCUGUGGAGAGGGAAGAGCUAUCGUGCAUUUUCCUAGAGUUCUUAAGUGUAUUUGGGGAUGUACAAUCAAUCAAGAAGGCUGAAGACCGUCAUGCUAAGCUCUUUUUGCCCCAUAGGAGCAAAUCAGAGUUGAAGAAGCGUCAUGCUGAGGAUUACUUGUCCUCGGAUAAGAGCAAAGUCGCAAAAUCUUACACUGAUUCUGCUUCACCUGCACAAUCUGUGAUGGGUGCAUACCCAAACGCACAACAAACCCAGUGGCCAGCUGGUUAUGGUGUACAACCUCAAGGUUGGCCUCCGGCUACCCAGGCACAGCCACAGGUUCAACAGUGGGGACCAGGCUAUACACAACCUGCCUAUGGUGCAUAUGGCGGAGCAGCGUAUGGAGGCAGCUACCCUUCUUCGCAGGUGCCCACAUCUGUUGCGCCAACUGCUGCAUACGGUGCUUAUCCUCCUACCUAUCCUCCCCAGCAGCCGCAGCAGGCAGCGGCCGCGUUUCCUCAGCAGACCUAUGCUCAACCGGCCGGGGCAGCAGCGUUAGCACCGGCUCAGCAGCCAGCUGCAGUUCCACAGCCCUAUUAUGGGAGUUACUACUGA
This is a messenger RNA of Linum trigynum, 2472 nucleotides long. The record is from the annotation of a GenBank genome assembly. NCBI's taxonomy places the organism in Eukaryota, Viridiplantae, Streptophyta, Magnoliopsida, Malpighiales, Linaceae.